GCGCUGUGUGACGGUGUCGCUGCCCCUUCCCGGCGCGGCCUCUUCUCCCUGCGCCACAGCCGCCGCCGCAGCCGGCGGGCGCAGGAAGGCGGCCGAGGCGAUCGCCAUGGCGCUGCCGGUGCUGUCGAGCUCGGGGGUGAAAUUCCGGCGGGUCCUGGCGCACUUCCCCCAGGAGCUCAGCCUGGCCUUCGCCUACGGCUCUGGCGUCUUUCGGCAGGCGGGGCCCUCGGCCGGGCACAGCGAGAACAAUAUGCUGGACUUCGUAUUUGCAGUUGAUGAUUCUGUGACCUGGCAUAUGAUGAACUUAUUAAAGAACAAGAGUCAUUAUUCCUUCCUAAAAGUUUUUGGGCCAAAACAGAUAAGUAAUAUACAGAGCUAUGGAGCAGGGAUUUACUACAAUACUUUAGUGCCAUGUAAUGGUAGGAAUUUCUGGAGUUGGCUGCCUUGCUUUGGUGAUAAUCUUUGGAAACUCAGGAUGUGCAAACUGAUGAUAAAAUAUGGUGUAAUUAGCACCGAUGCCCUGAUUGAUGAUUUACUUCACUGGAGAACCCUCUAUGUUGCUGGACGCCUACAAAAGCCGGUGAAAAUACUGACACAGAAUGAGAAUGGCAAGCUGCAAGCUGCUCUUGUUAGCAAUCUGAAGAGUGCAGUCACAGCAGCCUUUCUCAUGUUACCAGAAAGUUUCUCUGAAGAAGACCUCUAUAUGCAGAUUGCAGGACUCUCCUAUUCUGGUGACUUCAGAAUGAUCAUAGGAGAAGACAGGUCGAAAGUGCAGAACAUUGUGAAACCUAAUGUUCCCUAUUUUCAGAAGCUGUACAGUAACAUAUUGCAGGACUGCCCUCAAGUGGUGUAUAAGCACCAUCUGGGAAGGCUAGAGAUUGAUAAAAGCCCGGAAGGUCAAUUCACACAACUCAUGGCUUUGCCAAAGAAUCUGCAACAAAAGGUAACUUCUCUGGUAGACCCUCCUGGAAAAAACAGAGACGUGGAAGAAAUUUUACUGCAAGUUGCCCAUGACCCUGAUUGUGGAUUAGUGGUGCAUCAAGGCAUUUCAGGAAUUGUGAGAUCUUCCAGUAUAGUGCAAAGUGCUAAAACCAUACUAACAGCCGUUCUGCCAGAACCUGGCUGAAACUGAGGAACUGAAUUCAGGAUUGAUCUCUUCAGGUUACUUGAAGACUAUAUGCUGAGGGAGACAAGUUAGCACUGGUCCUUCUUCAAAUCUGGCAUUUCCUAGCUCCUGAACAUUGUUUAAUGAAUGUAGAGGUAGCCUUCCUGAGCACUGCUGUGCAGACCACCCUGGCUGGAGAAGGGGUGUCCUGCUCCCCUGGUUAGCAUCAAUCAGAAGCGUCUGUAAUGGGUGCAGCUGCACCCGAAACGGGUAUUUCUUCCUUUGCUAAUCUGGACACUGCUACUUUCCCGAGCAGCCUGCAGGGCGGCCUUACCAGAACCUCAUCAGUUUCAUAUACUGAAGAUGGACAGAAUCACAGAAGUAGUAGUUAUGUAAAUAAAACUCUAAAUUUUAGUGCAUGUUAAUGAAGAAAUAAAAUGUAACUGACCAAGUUCGUGGUGUCAUUUUUUCAUACUGAAGGUUUUUAUCAUCUUCAGUGAUUUAUCCCAGGAAUUCAGGUUUCCAUUUGUUUGGGCUUAGUUAGCCUAGAGGUAGAAGCCUUUUGCUUUGGGGUGUUUUUUUUUUUUUAAUAUUUCUCUCCAGACUUUCAUGAUUGAGUCUGUCUGAAGUCUUGCUGUAUCUUCAAAUGAAGAUCUCUCAGUCGCGGUUUCUUAAUUUAAAACACUUGUCGCUAGGGGGCAGGCGUUAAUGCUGUUCACGUUGCUUCGCCCUUUGUUGGGGCUUUUAUCAGCUACCACUCAUGUAGGUACACACUGUACACAGACAAAACAGUGUGGCUUCUAUGUAGAAAGUAUUUCUUUGACUCAUGGAAGAAGUGUGUUUCAUAGGAAGGUGUUCAGCUAUUAAAUUUAAUCUCUAGGGAUGCUGCAUUUCUUUCUUCAUUCUUUAACCAAAUCUUGUCUAAUGUUCUGUUCCCCUGAGAACUAUUUUUACACUGCCUCAUAGAGACUUCAUGAGAAGUAAUGUGGUUCUUCAUUUUUUUAUUCAUCUGCUCUGUUCUUUUGUAAUGCUUAUGUUAAGAAUACUAGCUAAGAUGCAAGAGAAUUAUGAAAGGAUCGUGAAAUCAGUGCUUCCAUUAAAUAAGCUCUGCCUAUUUUUUUCUUUGUUCCUGGUAACUAUAUAAGUACUUUUGUCCUAUGUAUGCAUGUGAAAGAACUAAUUUUCAAUCUGUGGCCAUCAUUUUUUUUUUUGAAAUGUUUAGAGGGACACAAAAUUAUCUCCUUAACUGAUUCUUUUAUCUUAAAAACAGCAAAAAAUGUGAAAUGCCUACUUCCUGGUCUGUAACGUAGUAGUCCAAUGUAAAGCAUGUGCCUAAAUUAAAUGUUAAAUUGGGAAUAGUUGUUGCUGAGAUGGCAUGCCGUGUAUUAAUGUUGUUGGCAAAGAGCACAGGCAAAAUAAAGAAUUUCAACCCAUUUAGGAGAACUUUUUUCAUCUUUCUCUGCCAAUUUGGUUUUAAAGUUGAGCUCAAGCUCUGUGUUUUUGUUUGUUGUUAAAUGCCCUAUUUAGUUUUUGAAAGUGUGCCUGUAUAUUUCUUUUUUGAGUCUGUGGUAAGCAUGCCUCUCUGUUUCCUAUUAGAGAUGGCACAAUCGUUUGAUUUAUUUUCCCACAUACCCAGAGUCUGCACGGUCUUUGGGAACCGACUCUGAAGUUCUUCUGUUUUGCUCUGAAGGAGAUGUUGAUACUUUAGCUUAAAUUUCUUAUAUCUUACUAGAGGAACAUUGUAAGCCUUGAAAGUGUCUGAAAAACAAAAUAUUAGGAAUGUGUCGUCAGUUGAAGCAAUUGUUCAUCUUUUAAAUUAAUACAAAUGCUUUUAGCUGCUCUGAAUAACAUUUGUUUCCUUACAGUUGGGAUGUUAGUAUACUGUGUCUUCAUGGAAGUAUUUUCUUUAAAUUGUAAGGAGCAGUCUUAUAUAAAAUACUCCAUAGAUUUGUAGUAAUUUCUAUCUUCUUCAGCUGCCUGAACAAAACAAAUACUGCAUUAAACUGUAAUUCACUGUAAAUGUGUAAAGCAUUUGCACGUCUGUGCAUUAUAUACUAACAAUAUAUAAAUAUUUGCGUCCACUGUAUAGCAUGACAGCUCUUCAGCAGUAAAGGAAAUAAAGAAUACUGCAUCCAGAUAUAUCUAGGGGGAAACUUUGGGGGACCUGUAAGAUAGCGUUAUAUUAUAGCCAAAUUACUAACACUUCCAAUGAAAGGAACAUGGGACUUUUAAGCAAAAACAGAUACAACUGAUGUUUACACUGAAGUUUUGUGGUCUUGAUUCCAUGUGCAUUGGGUCUUUGUUCUCUAUCAUAUAGUGGAAAAAUCUAAAGGGGAGUUGGAACCACCAAGCCAUAGAUUCAUAGCUAAAGUAGAAAGACAUUUUCAUGUGGUCCAACUGCUUCGGAUUCUGAGACUGAGCCAUAAUUACAACCAUUAACUUUUACUACAGAUGUGACUCAUCACCCUGAGGGCUGCUUUAAGAAACCAGCUGUAUGUAUAAACCUGUAUUUUGCUUUGUAGCAUGAUGUGCUGGGGCAGAAAUGUAAGCAUCUUAUUACAUAAGAUGCUAGGUUCAAGGCUGUAGUGGGUGGAGUUAGACAGAGUUCUCCCUGCAGGGGGAAAAUAUGGAGAAAAAUCUCUUAAUGUUGAGGUGCUGCAAGAGGCAGAGUAGGUUGGCAAGCUGAUAGAACAAGCUGACUCGCAGGCUGCAGUGCCAGCGCAGUUAAUUACAGUCCUGCAGGGCUGUAGCAGCUGUGUUACUGUUGCUUUGCCACAUGCUAUAUAUAUUGUGCUUCCACAAGUACACUGACUUCAUUGGAAUGGCAGAACAUUGAUUCUGGCACUGCAACUGCAGUAUUCGAGGGGCUGUAUCCUAGAAGUACAGUACCUAGGAGAUUGGACAGUAACUGUCAAAGCUAUGCAGUUACAUAGUUUUAACUUUUGAGAUGGGAACCAUUUACUUCAUUUAUGUGCUAUGCCUAAGUUUGGUCUGGCCUUGUUCUGCGGCUGGAAUUUGUAUACUGCAUGUAAUUUGAAUGCAGAUGUGAGAGGUGCUCUGGAACUUACACGAUUAUUUACUUGUUAUUUGAGAUGCUGCAAAAGGAUAACAUCGUGACUUCAUUAGUGUGCUUGUUUUUAGUUAAAAAAAAAAAAAAAAAACUAUUAAAUACAGGAAAGUUUAACCUUACAUAUGGGAUGCACAUGAUUCUGUAAGUUGAAAAUAUAUCUAUGAAGGAUGCCCUGCAAAAACUAAAGUUGAGUUUAUUUAAAUUGCAACUAGAUACACAAGUACAAAUGAUUAAAUACAACAUAUAUGUUAUGAUUUGUUAUGAAAGGUUUUUUAAACAGUUGUUCAUAAGUAUAGCAUGUGCUUUUCCACAUUACUGCAUGCUUAUUUGAUUUUUGUGACUCUAGACUACUAAUAAUGAAAGCAUCUUUCACUUAAGAUUGUUUAUCUUUAUUUGGUUUACUUUCUAAGGUCUCUUUAAAUUCAAACAUUGUCAUAUCAAUUAUUCCCUCAACAGUGCAAUGCGAUAGCUAAACCUGAGUCUAAUUUGUUCCAGAAGAUCUUUCCUUGUGUUCUGGUGUGUCAUACUGUGGGAUUUUUGCUACACUACUUCUGUGGGCUUUAGUCAAUCUUUUCAGGUAACCGGUGUGCUGCUUAAUAGUAAGAAAAACUAGUAAGUAGAGUGUACUGGGAAUGGGCUUUCCAUCUGUGCAUAUAAGCAUCAAGGCCAAAGUGCAGCAUUUAAAAACUUCCAUUUUCAGUUUUGAAUUUUUAAGGGUGUGAUUACACUUGGUUGUAAUCUGGAAAGUCACUGUAUGGUGGUGGGGGUUUUUGGAGGGUAUUUUUAAAUUUAAAAAAGGAUGGCAAAAUCUGGAAGGAGGAAAGAUAAGUAACUCCACUGGCUAGGAUCUCAGAACCCUGCUGAAAUGCCAAGAUGAACAAUAUCUUAAGUUUCCAAAUACCAGAUGACUAAACCUAGCAAAAUUUUGUCUUUUUUUUUUUUGUUUACAGUAGGUCUGUAGGAGAAGGCUCAUAUCUGAUAGAAAUUCAGGAACUGUCUAACUAAGGAUGUGCUUUACAAAUUGUGUGGGAGUCAUCCUCAAUCCCUUCUGUCUAAAACUUGUAAAAGCUUGGAGGCAAUGGCUGCUGCAAAAUCCUUCUGUAUCUCUGUGAAAAUGGAGAAAUGCCUGCCUGCAUUGUAGGCCUGGUGUAAUGGUAAUGGCAGGGUAUUUACCACAGUGCUCUACUUGUGGGCUGCUGCGGGAUGAUGCCAGAAUAUCACAGCUACUCCAGCUUAACAUGAGGUUUAUUAUAAGCCAGCACUAGGCAGGUAACUCUGAAGCAAAAUUAUUCCAGAUAACAUCCCCGUGAGAAGGUAUUCAUACUGGUGUCUAUAGUGUACUUCUGACACUGGCAGUGUUGCCAAAUCGUGGCCAUCUGUCAUCAUCUCAAUGUUAUUUUUGCUUCUUUCAUUUUACCAGACUUCAGUUCACCUGGGUACGGUACAUGCCUUAUUAACCCGGUUUUCCAUACCCAUCAUCAUUUCAGUGUUACUUCUUUUUACCUAAGGGCACAGAUGUCAUCUCAUUGUGCAAGUUGAGAAGUUUUGAUCUCUUGCAGACGCACUUGUUCCCUAAGUUAUGAAAUGGUAGCUGCCAUUAGUUAGGGUGAGGCAAUAACAAAAUACUCAAGGAGGUUAUAAUGUACUUUACAACCUGUUGAAACCAGAAUAGAUUUCUACCCUAAGAGUCAGCGGCAUGUUUCCUAUGAAAAACUGAUACUCUUUUUCACUUCUAAUUUGCAAGCUUUUCAAUAGCAAUGCUGUGGGUCUGUUUCUCCUUAGGGGUUGAAACUGCCUUGGGGAAACUUCUGGUAGCGUGCAGUGUUAGAUUACGUUAAAUCAAAAUGGGCAUCACUGUGAUGCUUCAAAAUUCCUACAGUGCAGUUACACUUCACAACUUUACAACAAGGCAACCAAGUGCCUCUUAAGCUUGGAGCACAGCAUCAGGCAAGGCUAACUAAAAUCUGCUUAGAAGAAGUUGGGAUUUGGAAGCAUAAAACUUGUUGUCUACAAGUUGUGUAUAGUUUGCUUGUCUUGCUUGAGCAAACUCUUCUUUUGUCCUGGCUAUAUUCUGGUCUACCUCUCUUUCUCUUCUUCCCCUUUGUCCCUCCAGUAAAACUUUGGCUGCGCAGGUUUGGGUAAUCUGCACGACCUGGUGGGCUUCAGCCUCUGGAGCGGACUUGCUUCAGUGACUAAAUUCGUCAUACAGAUGUGGCCUGCUCAUUAACCUGAAUGCAUAACAGCCUGGAGUCCUCUAAAGAGUUCUGGUUGUGUGUCCUGCUGCAUAAUUCAGGCUACCAGGUUGCUGGGGUCCAUUGCCAGGCCAGAAUAUGUUCCUAUGCAGCUGGGCAUGCCAGUAGUAGAUUAGGAAGGGCUUGAAAAGGACAUUGUAUUGGUUUGGUGAGCAUCUACAGCAGACACAGGUGGUGUAAAAGGUUUUGUAUAUGUAGCGUUUUAAGAACAGUGAUGUAUGUUACAAGUUUCCAUCUGUACUAGUUAGGAGUUGCAUCAUGCAUUCCUACAGAUGCUAUACAUUUGCUGUUCUCUGUAGGUGUUUGUGUGCAGUGUUGUCAGGUCUUCAGAAUUAUCCUAUUCUCUUUUGCUCGCUUUGAUGCUAUUUAAAGUGGUUUUGUGUCAUUAUUUACUGUGUUAUGACCGUGACAAGGUUAUUGCAUGUCUACAUGACAUAUUAGGUUAUUGUCAUUCUUCCAGGAAAACACUUUACUUCACGUAGAAGCAAUCUAUUAUUUGAGUUGGUCUUCCAAAAUUUUGACGAUUUCUGGUAAUUGUGUUUUUUUUUCUUCUAGGGGCAAAAAAAUCUGUAACUUACAGUGUGAAGAAAUUGUAUAAAAU
Messenger RNA from Cygnus olor (mute swan), 7028 nucleotides. RefSeq names its product TAM41 mitochondrial translocator assembly and maintenance homolog (gene TAMM41). NCBI's taxonomy places the organism in Eukaryota, Metazoa, Chordata, Aves, Anseriformes, Anatidae. Gene Ontology annotation, cellular component: mitochondrion. The record is from RefSeq and is a predicted model, not a curated record. The coding region runs from base 107 to 1126 and encodes 339 amino acids. Gene Ontology annotation, biological process: cardiolipin biosynthetic process; CDP-diacylglycerol biosynthetic process. Gene Ontology annotation, molecular function: phosphatidate cytidylyltransferase activity. The transcript has 9 exons.